Leptopilina boulardi is the source of this 952-nucleotide messenger RNA. RefSeq names its product calcineurin B homologous protein 1 (gene elm). The transcript has 4 exons. The record is from RefSeq and is a predicted model, not a curated record. NCBI's taxonomy places the organism in Eukaryota, Metazoa, Arthropoda, Insecta, Hymenoptera, Figitidae. Gene Ontology annotation, molecular function: calcium ion binding. Bases 146 to 715 code for a protein of 189 amino acids.
UUUUAUUAUUAUUAUUAUUAUUAAUUAAACACGCACUUUGCUCUUUUCCAGAGUAGAAUAUUUGAAUAUGCGUGUUUAAGUUUCUUAACAUUUUAAAUUGGAUUUCAAUAGAAUUAAUAUUGUAAAAUAAAAUAUAAAAAAAAAAAUGGGAAACAGCUCCAGUUUAUUAUUGCGAGAAGAAGAAAUUGCUCAAAUUCAGGAAGCAACUGGAUUUACUCCGAAUCAAAUUGAACGUCUCUAUAGUCGAUUUACAAGUCUUGAUCGCGGUGAUUGUGGAACAUUGAGUCGUGAAGAUUUUUUGAGAAUACCGGAAUUGGCAAUAAAUCCAUUGGGUGAUAGAAUUGUAAAUGCAUUCUUUGAUGAAAGUGGCAAUGAUCGAGUAAAUUUCCUUCAAUUUAUGCAAGUACUUUCGCACUUUAGGCCUAUUAAAAAAAAUAGUCCUAAUCGUCUUAAUUCCAGACAGGAGAAAUUAAGAUUUGCAUUCAAAAUGUACGAUUUGGACAAUGAUGAUUUAAUAUCAAAAGAAGAAUUAUUAGCUAUAUUACAUAUGAUGGUUGGGGCAAAUAUAAGUGAGGAGCAAUUAACGAGUAUUGCAGAGCGUACAAUUUUAGAGGCAGAUGAAAAUGGCGAUGGAAUGAUAUCGUUUGAAGAAUUUUGUAAGGCACUUGAAAGAACAGAUGUCGAACAAAAGAUGUCAAUACGAUUUCUCAGUUAAAUUAAAAAAAAAAAAUUUUUUUCUUUAAUUUAUUUUGUCAAAGCACAGAAAAAAAAGCUAUAUUUUCCUUUCAUUGCAAUGAAAUUAAAUUAUAAAUUAACGAGCAAUAAAUUAAUUGCAAGCUUUUUUUUUUUUUUUGGUGGAAAUACAGAAAAAAAAUAUAUGCAUUUGUAAUGGUACAACUAAUAGACGAAUUGUAUUUAUAAAAUACCUUCGAAUUAUUUAUUAAAAGUGAUU